Messenger RNA from Lichtheimia ornata, 384 nucleotides. RefSeq lists its product as uncharacterized. The coding region runs from base 1 to 384 and encodes 127 amino acids. The record is from RefSeq and is a predicted model, not a curated record. Lineage: Eukaryota; Fungi; Mucoromycota; Mucoromycetes; Mucorales; Lichtheimiaceae. The transcript has a single exon.
AUGCAAGUCUCUUGUGAGUGGAUUUUAUCAGCAAAAAACAACAGCAUCCAUAUGGUUGGUUCCAUAUCAAGCUUUAUCCCAUCAUCUGGUUCUUCUCGUUAUCAGCAAUUCGGUGGGCAUCCUGACAUGAAGGUCUCUUAUCGAUUGAUCACAUCAGCAGCAAGGAACAACUUGUAUAUCUUUGGUAUCAGCAAGCUUUCUAUCUCUUGGUGGUUCUGGUUAUUGGCGAUUCCUUUGAUGGAUCUCUACAACUAUACGUGUCUUAUGGAUGGAUCAUGUCAUCAACAAGCAAUGAGAGCCCGCGUUGACAUCUUUUGUGUUACCAAGGUCAUUCAUGCAUCUCGUCAAGGACUCCAUCGUCAAGCUGCAUUCCAUACCCAAUGA